AUGGCACCCUCAAGAUACGCCGCCGAGGCCGUGGACCCCAAACCCCUCGCCGAACCCCUCAAAUUCGCCUUCUCAGGCAAAGUCGCAAAGAACCGCUUCCUCAAGGGCGCAAUGACGGAGCGCCUCUCCUCCUGGGACCCCAAAACCCCCUCCAACCGCGGCAUCCCCAGCCCGGAGCUCAUCAACCUCUACCGCCGCUGGGGCGAGGGCGAUUUCGGCGUCCUGCUGUCCGGCAACGUCAUGCUCGACUACGACCAGCUCGAGGCCGCGGGCAACCCGAUUAUUCCGCUCGGCGCGCCCUUUGAGGGCGAGCGCUUCGAAGGCUUCCGCAAGAUUGCCGAGGGGGCCAAGGCGCAUGGCAGUCUGUUGCACGCGCAGCUCAGUCAUCCGGGCAGACAGGUCGAGCAGAAGAUUAACCCUACCCCGAUCUCGGCGAGCGAUGUGCAGCUUGAGGGGGAUGUGAUGGGUAUGCGGUUCGCGAAGCCUAGGGCGAUGGAGAAGGCGGAUUUUGAAAAGGUGAUUGGUGGGUUUGCGCAUGCGGCUGAGUAUGUGUACAAGGCUGGCUUCGACGGAGUCCAGCUUCACGGCGCACACGGCUACCUCCUCGCGCAAUUCCUCUCGCCCACAACAAACAAGCGCACCGACCAGUACGGCGGAUCCCUGACCAACCGCGCGCGCAUCAUCCUCGAAAUCGCCGACGCCAUCCGCGCCCGCGUCCCCGACCCGACCUUUAGCAUCGGCAUCAAAGUCAACAGCGUCGAGUUCCAAGACGAAGGCUUCUCGACCGAAGACUGCCGGGACCUCUGCUCCGCGCUCGAGGCCCACGGCUUCGAUUUCGUCGAGCUGUCCGGAGGAACCUACCAGUCCCUCGCCUUUGAGCACAAGCGCGAGUCGACCAAGAUGCGCGAGGCGUUCUUUUUGGAUUUCGCCGAGAAGAUUAUCCCGCAGCUCACCAAGACCAAGGCCUACGUUACGGGCGGGUUGAGGACGGUGCCUGCCAUGGUGGAGGCGCUGAAUACGGUGCACGGAAUCGGGUUGGCGAGACCUGCGUGUAACGAGGUGGAUUUGCCGCGCAAGAUUAUUGCUGGGGAGGUGUCGGCUGCGAUUGAGACGUUAUUGGGCGAGCAGGAUUUCGGGCUGACGAAUAUGUUGGCGGGCACGCAGAUGAGGCUUAUCGGACGGGACCGGGAGCCGUUGGAUGUGAGCCAGGAGAAGUACAAGGAUGUGUUUAUGAAGUCUCUGGGGACGUGGGUGGAGGAGAUGGGGAAGAAUGAGGAUGGGAGCAAGUUUGGGUAUAUUGAUAUCGAGGGGUUGGAGUUGCAGCCUUUUGGGACGCCGUAUGUUGCUUAG
Molecule: messenger RNA, 1350 nt
Organism: Colletotrichum phormii
Lineage: Eukaryota; Fungi; Ascomycota; Sordariomycetes; Glomerellales; Glomerellaceae
Product: NADH:flavin oxidoreductase/NADH oxidase
Exons: 2
Coding region: 1-1350 (449 amino acids)
Molecular function (GO): FMN binding; oxidoreductase activity
Source: RefSeq, a predicted model, not a curated record